Rhipicephalus microplus (southern cattle tick) is the source of this 6514-nucleotide messenger RNA. RefSeq lists its product as uncharacterized. The record is from RefSeq and is a predicted model, not a curated record. Lineage: Eukaryota; Metazoa; Arthropoda; Arachnida; Ixodida; Ixodidae. Gene Ontology annotation, biological process: signal transduction.
CGCAAUGCAGGCGCUUAAAUGGGCGCUACCGCUGCUUAUAUUUACGUUAGCCCACGCUGUUGACGCAUCUACGCCAGAUGAGCGCCUCGAAGAGUACUUCAAGCAAAAGCUGGACGACUUCAAGAUAAAGCUUCACGAAGCUUUCGAAAAGGCCAGAUUACAGCGCCACAAGCGAAGUCUUGUGACUCCGGACAGUCCUGACUAUGGCGUCUUGCCUCAAGACCACCUCCGCGUCAUCGGUACGAAGCCGGUGGACUUGGGAAUACGCCUUGGGAACGUGUCCUGCUGGGAACCCGCGUACGUCGCAGGCACGACGUUCCUCGUGGUAGCCACACGCACCGGACAGGUCGAGCUGCUACGAUGGGCCAGCGGACGCUACGCUCCAUUCGCCGGAAUGGCCACAAGUUUGACGACGGUCAAAGUCAAGGCAUUUGUAUAUGGAGACCAGCUGUGGAUUGUGUGCCUCCAUCAGAGACACGGUGGGAGAGACCAUUUCGUGCGUCUGUACUUGCUUCAAGGCGAAAAGCUGGUCACAAAGCAGACCGUUGAACUAGGCGGCGAGUCCGACAUUGACGUGGUUCGCGGUGCUUCGGCCCACUAUCUCGUCACGUGCGUGUUCCGAACCUACUCCGGUUCUGGUACGUCGUACAAUGGAAAGCUCGUGCUUUAUGAAUGGAAGAACACGCAGUUUGAUGCAGUAUCGCAGCACUCGGUCAUCGGGGCCAAAUCUGUCGUCGCUUGGAGUAUGGAAGGACCCCUCUACAUCGCCGUGGCUCAGCAGAGGGACAACGCCGGUGAACUUUUCCUGGGCUCUCCUGUGUUCAUCUACAACCAGCGUCGGGAACAUGAGCUCAGCUUUGUGCAGGUGAUCAGGUUCUGGCAAGCUUUCAAAGUGAACCAUUUCACAGUCGCUGGCAUCCACUACCUGACCUUUCUGACUCGUCAAGGAGUCUUCCUCUAUUGGUAUGCCGGUGACCAGUUCCUGGAGUGGCAGACUCUUUUGAACACGGAGGGCGCAGAGGACGUCUCGAUUUUCAACCUACCAAACGGAGAAGCUGCCAUAGCAGUUGUGCGGAAGGAUGAAGUGAUGUUCUUCUUGGAGACCGAGUCCUCGACAUACAACUGCACUUUCACCCUCAAGAUGUCUGGCAUGACCCUCUCGAGCGUGGUGUUCCAGUUCAUCGAAGGCCAGUACUUCAUGUUCGUGACGCAGGCAGUGCUCUCUGCCCCCCAGCCACCGCUGCAACUCGUUCUUGAGAAGUACAGCUUCGUUGCCCAAGGAAAGCCGGACCCUCUUCUCGACUGCCUUCACAACCUGGAGAACUCGCUCGCACGGCGGCAGGCUCACGUGGACCACCUGGCCGCAAACAUUGGGCGUGUCUGGACAUCCAACGGGCAGAGGCCACUCGCCACAGAGCUGGUGGUCAUAGACGGUCCCGUCAAGGUCACCGGCUCGGUCACCGCACCCAAAGGAGUGAUCGUUCCUCAAGCACAGCGGGUCCCCAAGGUCACUCCGGACGACGUCUCGAGGCAAACGAACGACAUUUGGAAAGACGUUGCGAGAAUGGAGAAUGAAUUGAAGGGUGUUGUGUUCAAGUCGGUUCCGCAGACAAUUCAGGGGAACCUUAAGUUCGACAGACCAGUCAGUUCAUCAACUAUUAAUGUGGCUCUGCUUGUGGACACUACAUUGAAUGGUGUUCCACUCGCCGAUCUGCUGAAGAACACCCUCAAGGCAACCGGUGACCAGGUCAUCAGUGUUCCGGUAUCGUUCAACAACCUCUACGUGAACAACUUGAACACUCGCACAAUCAAUGGAAUCAACAUUUCGGACGUCAUGUUGACAAAUAAGGACCAGCUUGUCACUGGCAACCUCAAGUUUGGCCACGUCUCGCUGACAGACCUGAACGUCCAGAGAGGCCGUACCAUCAAUGGCAUCAAUCCGGAAAAAUUUGUCACCACCAACACCCCGCAAGUCAUUCAUGGGAUGAAAGAGUUUACAAAGCUGCGAAUCCCUGGCAACCUCAAGGUUACCACAACAGUAAACAGUAAAGACCUGUCCGCAUUUGUUGCUCACCUGGUGCCCCUGCAAGGCGUCACAACAGUUACCGGCGAGUGGACAUUCCAGGCACCACUGAUCAUUGGUUCUGCACUCGCCUUGAAGAAUCCAAUCAACGGGCUCUACAGCAUCCCCAAGCUGUACGCCGAGGCAGUCGACAAGCACAGCCACCAGACUAUCCGUGGACCAAAGACUUACCAGGCACCUGUUGUGAUCCACGGAAACGCCGAAGUUGCCGGCACGUUGAAUGGCAUCCGGCCCAGUCGCGACCUGGUCACAUUGCACACUCCGCAGAACAUUCGGGGCACGUGGACAGUCAAGGACGUGAUCCACUUCAAGCAUAACCUCAACGCUGGCACAAUUAAUGGCUUGGAUAUCGCCAGGGAUGCAGUGCUUCGAAGCAAGGGGCCACAGGUGGUUUUUGGGAGGAAAAUGUUCGAUGCGGACGUCACAGUGACAAGGGACAUUGCAAUGACGCCCGGAAGCACAAUUGACGGCGUUGAUCCAUCGGAGCUCAGCAGGACGCCGGGACUCGAGACGGUGUACAACACCGCAGUGAACAUUGAGUCGAUGAUCGUCAUUGGGAACGUGGUUGCGCAUAAGGGCAUUAACGACCGCAUGGUUCGCGAUCUGCAGAACUUGAUAUGGCUAAAGUCUGCUGACCAGCACAUCAGAUCACCUGUAAGCUUCAACAACGUUCACUUGGAGAAGGACUUGGACACUGAAACAAUCAAUGGCAUUAAUCUUGACGAAGACCUGAUGAGGACCUUUGGAGACGAAGUCCUCGAAGGGCCAGUGGUGUUCAAGGAUUCCAUUCGUACUAAGGGACCCAUUGACGUUUCCCCCGGCGUGAAAGUGAACGGCAUUGACCUUUCGGAAGCUGCCAAGCUGGUGUCAAGUUCCCAUCAAAACACUGUAAUUCACGGGGACGUGUCUUUCCCAUCACUGGUUGUACAAAAAGACCUCCACGCCGAAACUGUCAAUGGAAAGCCGCUCGCCCAGCAGUUUCUCUUGGUGAACGGCGAGCAAGUGAUCGCCGGUACGCCGUCCUUCAUGCAACCGAUCUCUGUCAAAGAAGUCGUCGUGGACUUCGUCAAUCCGGUGCAACUCAAUGGUGUGCCCUUCCGAGAAUUCAUGGAUGAGCUGGUAUUGCAAAAUGGCUCUCGGCACAGGCUGAUCACCAACAAGCACUUCAGGAAUGGAUUUGAAGCUCACCACUUGCAAAGUUAUGGCCUCAUCGAUGGCGUCAACGUCGAAGAGAUGCUGCACAGUGUGGUGCUCCUCGACGUUCCUCAGACGGUGGACGGCGUCAAGGUGUUCCAGAACCGUUUGCGCCUAGAGUCUCUGCUUGCCGAUCAAGUGAAUGGAGUCGACAUCAAAGAACACACUCACAGGGUUGUUCGUCGCAACGUUCAGCAGGUUAUAACCGGAAAGAAGACGGUCAUGGGGAAAGCUUUCGUUCACGGCCAUGUCACAACUGGUGAUCUCGUGAAUGGAGUUAACGUGAAGGACCUCUAUGCCCGAGCGAUGUCCAAGACCCAAGAGAAUCUUGUUUCUGCGCCGAUGACCUUCUUGAGUGGUGUGGAUGCUCGCCGCUUGCAUCUUUACGGACCUGCGAAGCUCGAUGGACUUGACCUCGACAAUGUCGUGCUGCUCCGCGAAGACGAAGUUCUGGGUGGCACGGUUGUCUUCAAGAAUCUUCUGUCGGAUGGAGACAUCCAGAUUGGUGGCCUCCUGAACGGUUGCAACAUUACAAAGCUGUACAAGGAAGCAUUGUACAACAGUGGCGUGAAACAGUCAGUGUACGGCCAAAAGCACUUCUCGAAGUUGAACGUCAAAGGCAAUGUCCACAUUCUCGGGGACCUCAACGGGGCUCCGUUCGAUGCUCUGGUUGGCAAUCUCGUCAUGAGGAAUGUGCCGCAAACGGUCGACGGUCCAGUGACCUUUCUGGACAAGGUGGUCGUCGACUCCCUCACCCUGACCGGACCGAUCAACGGAGUCAACCUGACAGACCUACUACGUGACUCAGUCACUAAGUCAACUGAACAGGUGGUCCGAGGAACAAAGACCUUCACUAACCCACACGGACUUGUUGCGUCCAACUCCCUCCACGUUCGUGGCAACGUCGUGUCGCGUGGCUCUGUGGGUGGCAUCAGCAUUGCCGAUCUUGCCAGCGUUGUCACCGCUCACGGUCGCCAUGUCAUCCACGGCAAAAAGACCUUGGUGGGACCUCUGACUGUGGAAAACAUUGAUGUGAGAGGCAAGCUGAACGGCCUGCGCAUACCCGGAGACCUGGUCCUGCCGAGGCUCAAGAACCAGCUCAUUCCAGGAAAGGUCAUCCUGGCUGGCCCCUCAGCCAUCCAGGGCAACUUGAAGGUUGGCAAGGUCAACGACCUCUACCUGGAACAGUUGCUGGCCGAGAGGGUGACCCUGAGCGGAGACCAAAGGCUCAGAUCCAAGCUAAUUUUCCAGAAGGACGUUCCUAUAUAUGGUGACCUUGGUUUUGACCGCAUCAAUGGCAUUUUGAGGGAGCAACUGGUCACCCAGUCCAGGGAGUACAAGCUCUCCGGUGCCAAGACGUUCGUCCAGGACGUGGAGAUCCGUGGCAACCUGAACGCGGUCACCAUCAACGGUUACGACCUGAUCGAGCUUGCGAGAGAUGUCGUGCUCGUCAACAGGCCCGAGGAGAUACCUCAUUCCACUGUUUUCUCAGCUCCCAUAGAAGUGGUCGGUCAGAUCACGGUCAUGGGCACUGCAAACGGCAUUGACGUUCAGAACUUGAAGCAGAACUUUGACGCUGGCAAGAACCGGUGGAAGCAGGGAGUGCAGGGCAUGGCCGAUGCCCUCAGAUACCACGAAGCUAUUCUACAGCGACAGCUUGCCGCUUACAAAGGGCAAGCCACGGGUCUUGCCUACUUCAGGGCCUUCCAGACCCUGGAUAUUCCCUCUCGUAGGAUCUUGACUAGCCCGGUGACUCGCUCGGCAAGAUCUCCCUGGAAUACGGCUCCAGCAGAUUCUAUGGUCCUGUGGACUGCCUGGCCAACUCUCUGCCUCCACGGAGGAGACGACUGCUGCGAGGAGUUCUCGUCGGAGGUGCUCGUCAUGGAACCCGACGGCACACUGUCCAAGGGUCGACAGGCCCUGCGCCGCCGCUACUUCCCGUUUGCCUCUCAACAUGCAGCGACACAACCUGGAUUUGUUGUCUGGACCAAUACCACCUCCAGCAGAAUCGGCUGCGAACACCCAGGUGCGGAGGAGCUCGCCCUAGCUCUCCUGGAUCCGCACGUCCAGCUUGCGGGGGAUCAGCUAGUCAAGGUCGACCUGAGGGUCACUGCUUCGGCGUUCGUGAGCGAUGCCAGGAUGUUUGAAUUCCUCGGAAGCACGUAUUUGGUCGUGGCCCACUCGUUCAACAAGUAUCUCCUGCCCUCAAGCAAAGGCGGACACAUCGAUGUCUAUCGGCUCUCGCCGGGCCAGGCCCACUGGCAGCUUCACCAGACCCUGAAUGCCACUGGCGUUGCGGCAAUCGACGUCGCGGAAUUCGACGGCGUCGUGUUCCUCUCGUCUGCGAACAACUGGAAGCAGGGCUUGACGUCCACUUACUCCACCAUCUACACUCUUUCGGGAGUCGUUAACAUGUUUGUGCCAAUGGCCGACAUGCCCACAUCGCUGGCAACCUCGACGCUGUUCCUCACUGUGGACAACUCGCUGCUGUGCGCAUUCGCAAGCGAAACGACGGCGCUCCAGGACCAGCACAGCUGGCUGGAUGCCUACACGGAGCCGGUCAGCAUCUACCGCCACGUUUAUGGUCGCUUUCAGCUUCUUCAGAACAUUCCGCUGUACGGUGUCAACACCAUGGACCACUUCAGGUUUGCAGGUGACGUAUUCCUCGUGCUUGGCAGCAGCUAUGCCAAGACAGUCGCAGUCUACCAGUGGAAGGGUUAUAGCAAAUUUGAGCAGGCCCACGCAAUCUCGGUGUCUCCCCUCUAUCUGAGAUCCUACUGGUCUCGCACCGGCAGUCUAUUCCUUGCCGUAGCCACAGAAUGCGGCAAGACGAGAGUGUUCGAAGCUUUGUCCUAUGGCCGCUGCAUAUCCCCAAGGGCCGAUGCGGGCUAAGGUCAUUUGCGGGCAAUUCCACGUUAACAUGUGCGGUGUCGGCACCAGAUGUUCAAACCAAUGCUGAACAAGUGUAAAACGCACUUGUCGCAACGUCUAAACUUGUGCGAAAUGUUGUGCUACUUGUUGAAGUACCUGUUAAGUUUACUCUAAUGCUGUUGAUACUCAUUUACAUUAGUUGAGUUUAUGCUGCUCAAGCAACUUGUUUUAUUCACCCACAUUUACUUGUUAACUGCAGCUUUUGCUGCGACCCGAAGUGCAAGUCAAACUUGCCAUGUUGCUCGUUUUAGACGAGGCUUUAUUGCCUCUGCUUGGUGUAAAAUAAAGAACUGUCACUUUUAUGAA